UGACUCAUAGGGCACAACAUAAAAUACAGUCGUCACAUCCAUACCGACUUUUUACAACUUUUGCCUAAAAACUUGGAUACAUUUAUACUGCUUUCUAAGUCCCCCUCACAAUGAAACGCGUCCAUAUAGAUAACUACGCCCCAAAGUACUACAGCGGCAAGUGGUCGUGGGAUACGGAGAAGGACUGCCUCCACUUCCAGGCUCAUAACGAUCUGGAGAAUGCCCGGGAGCGGUACAUCACCACCAACGGCUACAAGUUCCUGCGCACCAUGGACCAGGAGGAGGAGCUCAUCUUCCGGCAGGAGUACGUGCGUCAGAAGAGCAACAACAGUGAUGUCAUAGUGAUCUCAGACAUUAGGAACUUGGUGCUCUACCUGAUGCCCAAGGAGUUUCUAUCCUACAGAUUCGUGGAGUUCAUGCACGAGCAGGAGGUGCUCUACGUGAUCCACGCGUUGAUCAUAUACUUUGAGUACUAUUUGCGGUUGGUUGAGUUCGUCCUGAUUCGGCGCGAUGAACUGUCAGGGUCGCUGGGUCAAAUCCAGAGCGAGGAGACCAAUGAGGUGAAGCGAACUUUUUCCGUUUACCUAAGCCAAUAUCGUAUGCUUGUGGCCAGGAAUUACUGCCUGAUCAUCGGAGGCGAGGGCAACAUGGCCAAGUUCUAUCACAUGAAGCCCAUUUCCAACAUUUCAGCCACGAUCCACGACAAGUACUUCCACGAACAGUUCUUGGCCGUGGCCAUCCAAAUGGUCUGGAUCUGCAUGCAUCGUAGGGCUUAUUAUAUCAUUGAAAUGGAGAUGAAUCGCCUUUUCCGAUCGGAGUACUUCGUUUCGGCACGUCCUGAGUACCUUACAUUCACGGAGGCGGAAAAAAGUCUUCUUUACGGGAGAAACAAGAAGAACACGAAUUAUAGAAUUCAGGAAUCUCCACUGAUCCAGGAGCUGAAACUGGUGCCGAAGGAGGAUCUGCCCAUCCUGUGGAUAGGAGAGCGCAAGUACAGGGGCUCCGAUCUGCGCAUCGCCACCAUGGAACUGGAGUACAUUACUCCGGGAUCACAGCUCUGCCUGGUUGAUAUAUCCCAUGGUAUUCUAGGACAUCCGAAGGAGCUCUACAACACUCUGCUGACCCUCGACUGGUCGGCUGUUCGUUUCUGGAAUUUUUCGGAGAAGUACGAUCCAUACCACAUCAUCAGGCGACCUCACCUGGAUAUCCCCAAGAUCGGCGAGCUUGAGAUGCGGAAGAUGAGCGAGACCUAUGAGUCCUUCUACAGGCUCAGUGGAUUUUUUGAACCACACACCCACCAAGAAAUCUGCAAGUGGGUCAAACGAGAAAAAAAUAUUAAGUUCUAUCGGUCUGGGGGUCUGCUCACGAAUGUAGUUUCGCGCUGUGAAAAGGAACUGGCGAGCACCUCUUCGGGACCAAGGGUCGACCUGAUCAUCGCCAAUUACUUUAAGAUGAUGUCCAAGAUACGCAAGGAUGAUAAAGAUAAGGAGGAUAGCUUGGUGCCACAAAGUGUCGUAUCGCGCUUUAGCUUGCGUAAGUCGCAUAGGAAAAAUUCAUAAGGUUGAAGGUAAUGCAUUCCCUACUUAAGCUUAGUUAAAUAUUUUAUUAUAUUUUAUAAAAAACUAAAAUGUUUUUCCAAAUCCCAAAAAUAUGUAGCAAUAUGGUUCAAAUUUAAGUUUCCUUACGUGUGUAUAUUAUUGAACAAAUCAUGCAAAAUGUUCUGCAAAAACCUUGAAAUAAUAAAAAAAAAUGAAUGUAUCUUAAA
Molecule: messenger RNA, 1765 nt
Organism: Drosophila biarmipes
Lineage: Eukaryota; Metazoa; Arthropoda; Insecta; Diptera; Drosophilidae
Exons: 1
Coding region: 111-1559 (482 amino acids)
Biological process (GO): negative regulation of phosphatase activity
Molecular function (GO): phosphatase binding
Source: RefSeq, a predicted model, not a curated record